AUGAAAUUUCGCUUGAUAGAAGAGUUCGAUGAUAUUUGGAAUGUUCUGCCUCAUUUCAGCGGAUAUCAGCUGUGGAUCACUGCUGUUGCCGGAUAUAUCAGCAUGGUUGGAGGCCUAUGCGCUCUGUUUCCCGUAUUCGGACAAUGGACUCCACCAUAUCAUUGCAAAAGUCCUCUUGACGAUCAGUUCUCUUCCUUGACUUUCGCCGAAAUUUCAACUCUCCAUCAAAAUGUUCUUGGACUGGAUUCAUGCGAAACCGCAAAAUUUUCAGUCACACAGAAUUGCACACAUUCGACCAAUUUUUCCGAUAUUGAGGGCUGCUUGAAAAAGGAGAUCAGUAACUCGACGAUCGAAUCAUAUGAUUGUCAGCCAGACGAUUUUCUUUACAACAUGGAAGCGAUCGGUCAACCAAUUGAUAAAGAUAACAUGCUAUUUAGAUCUUGGCUGGGCUCUCUGAUGACUUCUGCCGGAAUAAUUGGCCAAUGGCUCGGAGCGAUUUUCGCAGGAAUUUAUGCUGACAGAUUUGGGCGAAGAAAUGCCGUUUUUGUCUUUUCUUCCUUGAUGGCCGCGCUGUCCAUUUUUCAAGGAGUUCUCAACAACGAAUACGGUUUCAUUAUUUGUCGAGUCUUAGUGAUGGCCUGCAGCCAAAUAGCUUACAUCGCAGCCUUGACAUACGGGGUCGAGCUGACAGGACCGUCAAAGAGGUCGAUUCCCGGAAGCCUGAUCAAUGUCUAUUUCUCCGUCGGCUACUCUGGAAUUUCUCUGAUCGCUUGGUUCAUUCCCGACUGGCAAGGAUUGUCAGUCGCAAUCGGCAUUUUUGCUGCAAUCCAAGUUUUCUUAUGUUUUUUCAUUCCCGAGUCGCCUCGAUUUCUCGCAAUCAAAAAUGAAAUUGAAAAAGCCGGAGAUGUUCUCAAAACCAUCGCUUCUAAGACGAACACAAAACUUGAUGAGAACAUCGUUGAUGAACUAAGUGGAUUAACAAAAUUUGAAAAAGAGAAAGAAAAAUCUGAAAAAACGACGUCGGAUCUCUUCAAGACAACUCCCAUCAGACUUGUGACGCUGAAUAUUGGUUUUUCAUUUAUUGUCGUCACAAUUGUUUACUACGGGCUCGCUUACAAUGUUUCAUCCCUUUCAGGCGAUAUUUAUGUGAAUAAUGUUAUUAAUGGACUUGUCGAGUGUUUCGGCUAUUUUGUAAGCAUCCCUCUUAUCGACCGAUUUGGCCGAAGAUCUACAACAGGAAUGGUCAUGUUAAACAAUCAACUCGGAUUUGACUCUGUAACAAUUCAAGAAUGCGGAAAAUGGCUAGCGUUUAUUGGAAAAUUCUGCGUCUCCGGUGCUUUUAACAAUAUCUUCAUCUUCGCGUCUGAGCUUUAUCCGACUGAAAUCAGAACCGUCGGCGUUGGAUUUUGCUCGAUGGUUGGUCGCGUUUCCGGGGCGCUGAGUCCGUUCUUACUAGCUCUUCAAAAUAAGCCCGGAUUCGGCUGGUUCCCUUACACGCUUUUUGCUGUUUCCGGCUUUUCUUCAGCGACUCUUCUUUUAAAACUGCCAGAAACCAACAAUGUGAAUCUAACUGAGACACUCGAAGAAGCUGAGGAGUUUUACAGCAUAAAAGAAUGCGCCGUCUGUACAUAUGAGUUCAACAUGACGGAUCAUCUGCCUUCAAUUCUCACUGUAUGUGGCCAUCAAAUUUGCGACCCAUGCGUUGACAGAUGUCUGCGAGACUAUGCCCGAUGUCCAGUCUGCAGUAGCCCACUUUUCGAAGGAGACGUUUUGCGACACUACGAUUUGUUUCAAGAAAAGCCGAAGGAACUACCAGGACUCGUUUAA
Oikopleura dioica is the source of this 1827-nucleotide messenger RNA. The record is from the annotation of a GenBank genome assembly. NCBI's taxonomy places the organism in Eukaryota, Metazoa, Chordata, Appendicularia, Copelata, Oikopleuridae.